AUGCCCUCCUCGGCAGAACAACCCUCCUCCAAGAAAAGGAAGUUGAGCCCCGAGCUUGAGAACCACAACCCAACAACCACAACAAAAGCGACUACAGCCGCAUCUUUAUCGACCGACAACCUCCAAGACACAACACCGCCCGACGAUACAAAUCUCGUUCAAGGCCCAAACAAUGAACCAAGCGACACUCAAAGUCGACGAGAAGUGUUUGAGUGUCUAAUCGACUUCUACAACGAAGGCGACCUCUACGACGACGACGACGACGACAAAGACAAAACCCGUAGAACUUACUCCCUCCCCCCACCACCAGGUUCCGCCCCGACAGAGGAACUGCUGUGGGAAGCCUUCCUGGCAAAAGUGGAGGAGGCCGACGACCAGCUUAUCGAGCACAUCCGCUGCCACCGUGAGCAGCGUAUUCAGAUGACUGUCUUGGAGGAGCAGAGACAGACGGACCAGAGACGGAUGGGGGAGUUGGCGGUGAGAAAUGGAGAGUUGAUCACGCAGUUAAGGGAGCAGGGCGAUCGGGAUGGGAAAAGGAUUGAGGAGCUGGAGGAAGGGAUUAGGGAGGAGAAGAAGGAAAGGGAGGGGGAUUGGAAGUGGAUUAAGGAGUUGGAGGGGCAGUAUAUGAGGGAUCGGAGACGGAUAGGGGAGUUGGAGGCCGAGAUUAGGGAGUUGAGGGCGGGAGGGAGAAAGAGGGGGAAGUCGAGGGUAUUUUUGCCGAGGGUUGGAUCUGGGGGGACGGUCGAGAUUGAACCGGAGGAGUGGAGGGGUGGUGGUUGUUGA
Messenger RNA from Podospora bellae-mahoneyi, 783 nucleotides. RefSeq lists its product as uncharacterized. Bases 1 to 783 code for a protein of 260 amino acids. Lineage: Eukaryota; Fungi; Ascomycota; Sordariomycetes; Sordariales; Podosporaceae. The record is from RefSeq and is a predicted model, not a curated record. The transcript has a single exon.